UUUCAUUAGGGCUGAAGCGUUCACGAACAUUCCUCAUUGCUUUUACAUUUGUUUUCUUUUACGCCUCAUCGCCUAUUGAAAGUUGCGCUGGGUUUCUAUCAAGUUAUUAGCUCGUCCCAUUGUUUGUCAGCGCGUUCAUCAGUGUACAGGUCGACUUGUAAGAGUCGUCAUUAUUCAACAGUGGGCAUGGGGGAGAUGUUUACGGGCGAGUCUCCCCGCACGUUUGCCAUGCAGAGUGCUGGGAACGGAUUUCCUCUCUUCCCGAAACGUCCCGAAUUGGAUGACGUGGGAUCUUCUAGUGAAAGUGCAGAAGCGAACGUUUUGUCAUGCUUGCGACUGGUUUUAACUCUUGCUGAUGAACUAUCUCGCUACAACAUUGAAAACAUCCGGACAGUCAAAUUCCGGUACUUUGAUACACCCGGCGCGUUGCAGAGUCUGGAAACGGUCGCUCUCUUUUGUAAAGAGCUGGAUGCGGCGUUACGGAACUCGUUGGUUUCGCCCCCAGAUAGUCCAGAUAGUCCACAUAUUUCUUCGAAAGGGAAAGAGCCAAUCACAUCGGGCACCGUCGGAGCUGAGGCCGGAAUAGAUGAUGUCGUGGGGAGACGGUCAGCCGGACCAGAGCUUUCGGUCGUAUCGUCCGUGCCGUUCCCCCGUCCUGAGUAUUUAUCCGCGCACGAGCAGGUCAAUGCACCGUCAUCUUCCUCACUAUCUUUAGUGGAGCCUCCUCUUUCAAGCGAAAUGGAGCUUAGUCAAGAGGGGGUCUACAGGUGCUACACUGAGGUGGUUGCGGAUCCGUCAGACGACAUGGCAAUCAACAUAAAAUUGAUGGAUCGCGUACGGGUAGAUAUCCGUAUGGAGGACGGCGUCACUGGCAUCGGAACGAAUCUGAAUACAGGUGCUAUGGGAUCUUUCCCAUUGAGUUGUUUGGAGGUGCCGAGUGACGUGGACACGAGAGAUUGGAAGCGAAGUGGGACAUUGGCAUCUUCGGUUCUCAGUGGAAAUACUUCCGUGUCUUCAGAGUUGGCGGGCGGUGCACUGCGCGGGUACGCAGAUGCACAUAUGCCGCCACAUGUUGUUACGCAAAACUUUGUUCUCUCGCCUGUGCCAGAGGACAGACCAAGGGUCCGCAGAGAGUCCGAGCCAUUGGUAUCACGGUUCAAUUCGGAGGAUAACCAAGUGAUGAAUGGGGUGAGCGAGUCAUCAAGGCCACCUCAGCGUUCCGACUCGCUACAGCAAAGAUUGGAAGCAUUGUACCAGUACCAACAUGUACCAAGCGAAGCUGUUUCGGAACCGUUACCGCAACCCACGCAACAUCAAAUUCCUAUGCGGGUAGCUUCUGUGCAACCACGUCCACAGCAAGCUUCAGGGCCACCGGUGCCUGCAAAAGACCAUCCGUCAGCUGAACCCUCGACAGCACCAGCGAUGAUCCAUGUACCUGGACCAUCCAGACCCGGACUUACCCGGGCAGCGACAAAGCCUCUUUCGGCUCAAGUAAUUGAGAAACGCAAAUUCGCUCGUCAAGUCAUUGCCGAACUAUAUGAGACAGAAAAGAACUUUAUGGAGGGAAUGGAAGUACUGAUAAAUCAAUUCAUGUACCCUCUCGCCCACGCAUCCUCGAGCGAAGAAACGACUAUCACCAAGGUUGAGCAUUCCACACUGUUUCGUAAUAUUCCCGGGUUGCGAAAUUUGAGCAGGAAGAUUUGCGAGUUGUUGAAGGCAGCUAUGGCUAAGGCGGAGGCAGAUGAGGAAGGCGACGUGGGAGGAGGCGCUGUAGCAGCUGUCGUCAAUGUGUUUUUGGUGAAUGUAGAGUUUGAGGAAUGGUCGACAUACGUGCGGUACAUGGAAGGGUACUCACAUGCGAAGCAGACAUUUGCACAACUGAAGGAGCGUCCAGAGUUUAGCGAAGUACUUGAUAAACUCGAGAGUGCAAAGGAAUGCAAUCGAUAUACGUUUGAACACUAUAUGAUCCUACCGGUGCAGCGAAUCGGGCGGUAUCACUUACUGUUGGGCAGACUCAAGAAGGUGACGGACGAAGAAGAUCCAGUUCACCAGUCUAUUGAAACAGCAGAACAGUAUAUGAAGCAAAUCGGGGAUGUACUGGAAAGUGUUCAAAAGCAGGAGGAAGAGCUCCGUAGAGUGUUUGAAGUGUAUGAAGCGAUUGAGGGAUGUCCGCCGGAUAUCAUCUCAGCAUCUCGCCGUCGUUUGCUGUCAUCUUUCGAGGUUGAUGAGCUCUUUUCCGGGCGCAAACUCCACAUGCACGUCUUUAGCGACUGUUUCUUGCUGUCAACCCGCAAUCGCUCUACGUCAUCUGCAUCCCUACAGCACACGGUAUCCUCAGCAGCUUCGCUUGCCAAUACCUGGAAAAAUCGGAAUAAAGAUAAAGACAAGGACAGAAGCAGGAAAGAAAAUCAAAAAGAGUUUACAUUUGUUGCUCGUGUUGAAUUGCGCGAUGUCGAAGUUCAAAGCGUUGGAAAUGUUGAGGAUGGACUUGCUGGGUUCCCAGAGCUAUCCCCAUAUCUACAAUUGAGCGGUGGAAAUAGUGGACGUGUUGCGGUAUUACGACAUAUACCCGGCGGUGGAACGUUUGAAAGACACUCAAAAAUCGUUGGUCUACCUUUGAUCUCAGCCACCGACCAUGAGCGAAUUCCUGUCCCUCCUUCCCACCGCCGGAGCAUAGACUCCUCCUCUUCGUCUCUCUCCUCACCCUCCUCACCAUCGAACCUCUCCCGCCAUCCGUCCACCUCGUCUGGCGGAUCAACUUUUGGUCACAUGAACCUUAGCCGUCGAGGUACAGCGAAGAGCAUGAACGGCAUCAUUGGCCGACCCAGCAUGGACCAAGACAGUCAAAGAGGAGACCAAGAUUUAUAUGCGUUCAGAGUCCCCGAUUCCACAAGAAUGGCCGGGUUGUUGGCUGCACUUGGAUUGGCUGGCGUACAAAGACCCUGAAAAGAGAAAGUGUAUUAAAUGCAACAUUUCCUACAUGUAUAUAGCUGUUACUUUUGUCUUUAUGAAAUGUGUUUUGGAGCGGAAAGGAGAAAACAAGAAAGUGAAUACAUUUAUAUGUUUUUACAAAAAUGGUUUGGGA
This is a messenger RNA of Spizellomyces punctatus DAOM BR117, 3085 nucleotides long. RefSeq lists its product as uncharacterized. The record is from RefSeq and is a predicted model, not a curated record. Bases 187 to 2946 code for a protein of 919 amino acids. Gene Ontology annotation, molecular function: guanyl-nucleotide exchange factor activity. The transcript is spliced from 5 exons. Lineage: Eukaryota; Fungi; Chytridiomycota; Chytridiomycetes; Spizellomycetales; Spizellomycetaceae.